GGUCAGUUGACUUCCCUCCUGCUUACCACAAACGCUGCUAGUGUUGGCUGCUGCGCGCCUGGCAACACCCAUUGUUUGCGUCGUCUCAUCUCUGGAGGAAAACCUGCACAGCCUGAGGUGAAGGGUACACAACAGUAUGGAAUCACCCAAAGAAGCUCGACCACCGCCUCCUUCCUGGAUCAAUCAAAAAUUCAUAGAAUCUGUAAUGAUAAAUAAAGUUGGAAAACAAGUUUCUGUAGAUUCAAUUAAAGUACAGUACGCUUGUCCGGAAGGAGUUGGCUAUACAAGUUUGCUGUUCAGAGUAACUGUCCUUCUGAAGGGGGAAGACAACGAACAAGAGGAGAAAAAGGAAUCACUACUAGUCAAAACUGUUCUUGAUUUUGGUCCGAUGAAGGAAUUGAUGGAAAAUUGUCAGGUGUUCAGAACAGAGACGCAGAUGCUGCAUGAGGUGCUGCCGCAGACCCACAAAAUCUUGGCGUCGUUGGAGGGCGAGGACUUUCAGCCGCUGACAGCUAGCUGCUACGACGGGGGUCAGCAGCCGGCAGACUUCCUUGUGCUGGAGGACCUGUCAACAGCCGGCUUCAGGAUGGCUGAGGGGGGACGGCCUCUGGACUACCAGCACUGCAAGAUGGUCCUCCGAGCAUACGCCAGAUUACAUGCCGCCUCGGCGUUUCUACUCGACAAACAGCCCCAUUACAAGAGCGUGUUCGCUAGCAGUACGUUCACAGACAAGCGUACUCAGGACUAUUUCAGAUCAAUAGGAUCUAAGAUCAUGUCUGCACUGGCAGAUGAAGUGAACAAGUGUCCAGGGUAUGAAAAGUAUGCUGGAAAAUGCCGGGGAUUUAUAGACCGAUAUGCUGACAGUAUAUUCCAAUUAUUUGAGCGAAUGAAGGAGGAGACCAAGCUACCCGUACUGGUCCAUGGUGACUGUUGGAAGAACAACGUGAUGUUUAAGUACGUGGAGGGAGCACUGUCAGAUGUCAGAUUUGUUGACUUUCAGGUGUCUUACGUGACCAGCCCGGCCUCGGACCUGCAGUACUUCUUGUACGCGAACGCCAGUGAAGAGGUCCACCGCCACCACAUGGAUGACCUUCUGUGCGAGUACCACAACACGCUGUCGGGCAUCCUACGGUGCCUGGGUAUGCAGCAGGAAGCUGAGGUCUUCACUUUAGAGGAGAUAAAACGGGACAUGGACCACUGUCUAGUUAUGGGAUUUCUCUUCAGCUGCAUGAGCGGCUUUGCUCUUACUUCCGAAAAGUACGGUGUGGAAUACGUGAAGGCAUUCAACGACCCAGAGCACGCCGACGAAGCUCUCGCAAAGAUCUUCAAGAAUCCUUAUUCGUUAUCCUACGUGAAAUACCUGAUGCCAAUUUUUGACAGUAAAGGAAUUUUAUGACAAUUUGUAGCACGUAUAGCUAUUAAGAUUCAAAUAAUCUAACUUUGUAAAUUUCUGCCUUAGACGUUCUUCUAUCUCACUGUAGACUAUGAGUAAGUGGGUAUGAUGAACUUCCAGGGGCGUGCCAACUGUGUUACGUGAUUAAUUUGCAUUUAUUUCUUGAGGAUUUGUAUUUAAGUAGUAGAGCAACUCUCGUACUCCAAAAGCCCUUUAAAAUAUGCUUGGUAUUUUUUUAUUCCAUGGAUUAUUUUUGAAUAUAUUGAUAUUGAGCGAGUUCUGAUGAAAUAAUUACAAACAUUUCUGUCCUUUAUGAAUCCUUCAACAGUUGUCGAAAAGAUAUAGCGACAUUUCUUAUGCUGGUGAGCACUGGUACAACAGUAAUCGUGUACUGAGUAACAGAGUAAAUCCUACGUUGUAUGUCAAUCAUUCAAGGCGAAAGUUAGGGAGAGUGUUGUACCUGGAGGGUAGUGUAUCUAGGAACACAGUCCUGGUCGGCGGUUUAAUCUAGUGACUGAGUUUAGAAACCGAAGGACUGUGCACUAGAAACCGUCAUAAAUGCUUCCGGCAUUUUCCACUGUUUUUGUUAUCGUGAGAACAUGAGAUUGUGCUCUGUAUGCAGCGUUUAUAAAUAUUAAGAAUUCUACAUAUUUGUAGGCAUAAUACACAUUUAAUGGCUAUUGUUAAUUCAGUAACAGAGUUUUACACUGAGUAAAAUGCUGUAUAUUCUCAAAACCAGUCAUGUAACAUGUGGAUAGUGAAGCCGUACAUAGUCGGUCGUGCACCAUCUUGUACUUUGAAACGUAAUAAGAUCUUGUACCAUGGAAAAGUGGUAUUUGGAAGUGAACGGAGUUCCUUUCGUGUCUUAUCAAUCUUCACUCUCUUGAAAAUGGAAAUCUGUGUUCACUGUCAAUAGCUUCUAUUUCAACAUAUUAUUAAAUUAUAACUGGUUCCUACUAAUACUUCUUAAUUUGAUUUCACUUACAGAGUACUGAUGUGAAGUAGAGUAAUAAUGUAACACAAAGGCUAUUGAAAACAGUACUGACAGUACCUUCCCGAAACACUUUUAAAUUUGAAUAGAAUAUUUGGUCCUUGGUUACAUCACCAUGUUGUACCUUGGAAUAGUGUUUUAUAUUUAAACAAACGUUAUUUUUCCGGAGUAAUUAUUUUUAAUUUCAGAAAAAAUGCAGGACAUAUUAACUGAAUGCUAUCAUUUCAUAAUGGAAUAAGAAAAUAUAUCAAACUUCUAUUACAGGGGUGACUGGAGGCGAAAGGCUGAAAAUGUUCCAACGCACAACACUCUCCCCUAUUGCUUAGCAGGCACAACAUUCACUGCCACCAAGUA
Molecule: messenger RNA, 2738 nt
Organism: Schistocerca piceifrons (Central American locust)
Lineage: Eukaryota; Metazoa; Arthropoda; Insecta; Orthoptera; Acrididae
Exons: 3
Coding region: 137-1396 (419 amino acids)
Source: RefSeq, a predicted model, not a curated record